Molecule: messenger RNA, 1599 nt
Organism: Oldenlandia corymbosa var. corymbosa
Lineage: Eukaryota; Viridiplantae; Streptophyta; Magnoliopsida; Gentianales; Rubiaceae
Source: the annotation of a GenBank genome assembly
AUGGCAGCUCGCAGGGUUUCUUCUUUACUCACUCGCUCUGCUUUUCUUUCUUCUGUACUUCAGGGAAGAAAUAAUGGUGGAAGGAUCCGUAAGUUCAGCAGUACUGCUACUGCAGUUGAGGAACCAAUUACCCCACCGGUUAAGAUAAACUACACCCAGCUACUAAUCAAUGGCCAGUUUGUAGAUUCUGCUUCAGGCAAAACAUUUCCUACCUUGGACCCUCGCAAUGGAGAAGUCAUUGCAAAUGUUGCUGAAGGUGAUGUAGAAGACAUCAACCGCGCUGUUUCUGCUGCUCGCAAGGCGUUUGAUGAGGGUCCUUGGCCAAGAAUGACUGCCUAUGAAAGGGCGAGGAUUAUGUUGCGAUUUGCUGAUUUAGUGGAGAAACAUAGUGAUGAACUUGCUGCUCUUGAGACAUGGGAUAAUGGGAAACCUUAUGAGCAAUCUGCCAAAGUUGAACUACCAAUUUUCGUCCGCCUAUUUCACUAUUAUGCUGGUUGGGCGGAUAAAAUACAUGGUUUAACAGUUCCAGCUGAUAGCCCUCAUCAUGUUCAGAUUCUACACGAACCAAUUGGUGUGGCAGGUCAAAUUAUUCCCUGGAACUUUCCACUUCUGAUGUUUGCUUGGAAGAUUGGACCAGCACUUGCAACUGGGAACACUGUUGUCCUCAAGACGGCUGAGCAAACACCAUUAACUGCUCUUUAUGUUGCAAAAUUGUUCCACGAGGCUGGUCUUCCUCCUGGUGUUCUGAAUGUAGUAUCAGGUUUCGGGCCAACUGCUGGUGCAGCUCUGGCCAGUCACAUGGAUGUGGACAAGCUCGCUUUCACAGGGUCAACAGAGACAGGAAAGAUUGUACUUGAAUUGGCUGCAAAAAGCAAUUUGAAACCAGUUACUCUAGAACUUGGUGGCAAAUCGCCAUUCAUUGUGUGUGAAGAUGCUGAUAUUGGAAAAGCUGUAGAGCAAGCACAUUUUGCUCUUUUCUUUAAUCAGGGCCAAUGCUGCUGUGCAGGAUCUCGUACAUUUGUUCACGAGAAAGUUUACGAUGAGUUCUUGGAAAAAGCUAAGGCUCGCGCUAUGAGGCGUAAAGUUGGGGAUCCCUUUAGAAAAGAAACUGAACAAGGUCCUCAGAUCGAUUCAGAGCAGUUUGAAAAAGUUCUUAGGUACAUCCGAUCAGGAGUUGAAAGCAAUGCAACCCUGGAAUGUGGAGGGGAAAGAAUAGGCUCAAAAGGAUACUUCAUACAACCUACUGUAUUCUCAAAUGUGAAGGACGACAUGUUGAUUGCAACUGAUGAAAUUUUUGGUCCAGUACAAUCCAUCUUGAAGUUUAAGGACCUUGAUGAGGUGAUUAGAAGGGCAAACGCUACAAGAUAUGGCCUAGCAGCCGGAGUUUACACGAAGAACAUAGAUACAGCAAACACAUUGUCCAGAGGAUUGAGAGCUGGAACAGUUUGGAUCAACUGCUUUGAUGUGUUUGAUGCUGCUAUUCCCUUUGGAGGCUACAAGAUGAGCGGCAUCGGAAGGGAGAAAGGAAUUUAUAGCCUUCACAACUAUUUACAAGUGAAGGCUGUGGUUACUCCUUUGAAAAAUCCAGCUUGGUUGUAA